Messenger RNA from Stegostoma tigrinum, 1748 nucleotides. RefSeq names its product bifunctional heparan sulfate N-deacetylase/N-sulfotransferase 2-like. The record is from RefSeq and is a predicted model, not a curated record. The transcript is spliced from 5 exons. Gene Ontology annotation, cellular component: Golgi apparatus. NCBI's taxonomy places the organism in Eukaryota, Metazoa, Chordata, Chondrichthyes, Orectolobiformes, Stegostomatidae. Gene Ontology annotation, molecular function: deacetylase activity; heparan sulfate N-sulfotransferase activity. The annotation marks the transcript as partial.
GUGGGGGUUCGGUAAGGAGUGAGGACGAGAGCCAGCUGGAGAGCGAUGGGAUUGUUCUGCCAUGGUCACAUAGGAUAAAUGGCAGUUAAUGAGGAGUGGAUUACUGUUUGCUGCUGCUACUUAUUGCUGCUGUUGUGCGGACCUCUCUCAGACUCGCUGCCCCCACUCUCCACGCCUCGAGCUGGCCAGCGCUCACGAUGGUUAGCGUUUGGAAGUUUGUACGCAAUUGCCGUCAGCUGGAGCUGCACCGUUUGAUCUUGUUGCUGAUUGCAUUCAGUCUGAUCUCUAUGUGCUUCUUGGCCUACUACGUGACAAACAGCCCAAAGAUUAAGGAGGCUCUGCCGCUGCCAAUUAGCGAUUGCAACAACCAGCACAGGACAUCGCUGCCAUCACAGUCUCUCAGGCGAUUCGUGCCUGCAGUCGACACGUCAAGGACCGACCCCGUGGUCCUGGUUUUCGCUGAAAGUAUUUAUUCCCAACUAGGUCAAGAAAUAGUGGCUAUUUUGGAGUCUAGCCGCUUCAAAUAUAGGAUAGAAAUAGCCCCUGGGAAAGGGGAUGUGCCAACCUUAACAGACAAAGAUCGGGGUCGCUAUGCCCUCAUUGUUUAUGAAAAUGUACUCAAGUAUGUGAACCUGGAUGCCUGGAAUAGGGAGCUGCUGGAUAAAUACUGUAUAGAGUACAGCGUUGGAAUCAUUGGCUUCUUCAAGGCCAACGAGAACAGCUUGCUUAGCGCUCAGCUCAAGGGUUUCCCUCUGUACCUGCACUCCAACCUCGGACUAAAGGACUAUCACAUCAACCCCAACGCCCCGCUGCUUUAUGUGACACGGGCCAAUGAGGUGGAGCAGGGGCCAUUGCCCGGAGACGACUGGACGGUCUUCCAGUCCAAUCACAGCACCUACGAGCCAGUUCUCCUGGCCAGCACGAAGUCAGCAGAGUUUAUCCCCCACCUGAGCACGCACAAAGCACUGCACGCAACCGUGGUCCAGGACCUCGGGUUGCACGAUGGCAUCCAGCGAGUCUUCUUUGGCAACAACCUCAACUUCUGGCUCCACAAGCUGAUUUUCGUGGACGCGAUUGCCUACCUUACAGGCAAGCGCCUGUGCUUGCCCCUGGACCGUUAUCUCCUCGUGGACAUUGACGACAUCUUUGUGGGGAAGGAAGGGACCAGGAUGAAAGUUGCGGAUGUUGAGGCAUUACUGAACACCCAAAACAAGCUGAAAACUCUGGUUCCAAAUUUCACGUUCAACCUCGGAUUCUCUGGGAAGUUCUACCACACAGGAGCCAAUGAGGAAGAUGAAGGUGACGACAUGCUGCUGAAACACAGGAAGGAGUUCUGGUGGUUCCCCCACAUGUGGAGUCACAUGCAACCGCAUCUGUUCCACAACGAGACGGUUUUGGCUGAGCAGAUGAAGCUGAACAAGCAGUUUGCACUGGAUCACGGUAUCCCGAUCGACAUGGGCUAUGCAGUGGCACCACAUCACUCAGGGGUAUAUCCAGUUCACAAGCAGCUAUAUGAAGCCUGGAAAUCCAUCUGGGGAAUUCGAGUCACCAGUACUGAGGAGUAUCCCCACUUGAAGCCAGCUCGAUAUCGCAGAGGGUUCAUUCACAAUGGUAUCAUGGUUCUGCCUCGUCAAACCUGUGGACUGUUCACACACACGAUCUUUUAUAACGAGUAUCCAGGAGGAUCCAAGGAGCUGGACAAAAGUAUUCGAGGCGGUGAGCUCUUCCUUACGGUGCUCCUGAAUCCG